AUGUUCUUGAAAUUUUUACUUUUUGCUUAUCUUCACAGGAUUGUGGUGAGUUUUAGAGUUGGAAAAAAACGAAAUGUCCAACAAAAAUGAAGCUCACAAGAACAAUUCUAGAUAACUACAAAUCUGAUCAUAGUUUGGGGAAGUUAUGAUACUGCCUUUACGGAUGUUCUAUAUUCGAACAAUAAUCUCACUGUUGAUGAGGAAUGUUGGAAACUUCUAGAAGCAUCUUCCGAUUACGAAAUUGCUUUUUGGAUCAAUUUAAUAUGUUAUUUGAAUACCUAUGAAUUUGUACAGUCUGUUAAACCGGAUGUGGGAAAAACUAAAAAGAUCGCAUUCAAGGUUUCAAACAAUAUCACUUCGUGUCCAAAAAACUUCACAUCUGCUCAAUCAACUAACCACAAAAUAUCGUAUGAUGGAAAAUAUUGGCAAAUUAAUGGUGAGCUGGGUUCUAAAAACGAAAUUCGGGGGACCUUGGCAUAGUACUAUUGAUUUUCCCGAACACAAAUUUCCAGCCAAAAUUCCAUGUGAAAAUUUCUGGUCAAUACGAGAUGGAACUGUUGUUUGCGUUGAGGUAAGUACGAAUCAUGAAAUCUGUUUUUUUUUUUGACAAAUUAAUUUUUAGAUCGUACGUUAUAAAAAUAUUUUCACUUUUUCUGAAGCAAUUUCCAAUUCCAUAGCACGAAGUGAAACUCUUUCUUCCCCAACCAACAUCAAAAAAACUAUCGAUGUUUACAAUUAUUAUGGUAAAAUUGAAAACCAAACGAGAAUUCGAGUUGUCACAGAUGCAAAACGAAGUGAUUCAUGCAAUACACUAAACAAAAUAUCAACAUCCGAAUGUCAAUAUCCAAAUGGUUUUGAUUUCAAAGAUCCAACGAAUCCAAAUCAUUCUCGUUUUAAAUUUGUCAAAAAUCCAACAAUUUCCACAGAAUAUCGAUGCGUUGCUAUGUACUUGGAUCUUCAAGAUUCAAUACUGAAUGGAAAAUUCGAUUUUAUCAAAUGCUACGAAGAAUGUGAUGAUGCAUAUUGCUCAUACUAUACAGUUAAUAUCAAUCCUCCCUAA
Messenger RNA from Caenorhabditis angaria, 1060 nucleotides. NCBI's taxonomy places the organism in Eukaryota, Metazoa, Nematoda, Chromadorea, Rhabditida, Rhabditidae. The record is from the annotation of a GenBank genome assembly.